GCGUUUUACAGCAUUAUUAUUAUUAUAAAUUUAUAUAAUCCUCCGUCUUUGCAGAUUCUUACCCAACGCCAACGCAACUUGCUUUCAACUUUUCUCCAAACAAUCACCAGCCCUAUAUAUAUUACAAAUCCAACCCAAAUUUCCAUACAUAAAAGUCUUUGAAUUUUCUUUUCAUCUUCUUCUUCCAGUUAUGGAGUGUAGGACUUUGGAUCUUGUAAUCAAGUCCGCGAAGGACUUGAAGGAUGUCAAUCUUUUCUCCAAGAUGGACGUCUACGCCGUCGUCAAGAUCGACGGCGACCACAACCUCAAAUCCUCUAAGCACAAGACACCCACCGACAAAGAUUGUGGGACAAGCCCGAAAUGGAACUUCCCUGUCCAGUUCACUGUCGACAACGCCGCCGCACAGCAGAACCGCCUCACCCUCGUCGUCAAGAUCAAGUCCGAUCGGAGCUUGGGGGAUAAAGAGAUCGGCAAAGUCAACGUCCCUAUCAAGGAACUCUUGGACGUUUUCGGAGAAGCCAAGGAAGCGAAAAACGUGAGCUAUAGCGUCACCACUCCGUCCGGGAAGGUGAAGGGCACACUGGAUUUGUCGUACAAGUUCGGGGAAAAGUUUACCGCCCCUGAGCAGCAUAAGAACAAGCAUGCGGAGCCGGCGCCUGCGUACCCGGCUGGAUAUGCGGCGGGAUCUAGUGUGGCCGCAGCGUACCCUCCACCCGGAGCAUACCCUCCUCCUGCGUAUGCGCACCCGCCUCCGCCAGGUGGGUACCCACCUCCAGCUGGUGCGUACCCACCACCACAACCAGGAGCAUAUCCACCGGUGGCGGCGGGAUAUGGAGGGUACCCACCUGGGGGAUACCCGCAGUAUCCACAGUACCCACCACAAGGUGGAUACCCCCCGCAGACCGGGUACGGGUACGGCGGGUACCCGGCACCGGUGCAGCAGCCACAGAAGUCGAAGAUGGGUGGGGUUGGGGGGAUGGCGUUGGGAGCUGGAGCGGGAUUGCUGGGUGGGUUGAUUAUUGGAGAUAUGAUCUCAGAUGCUACAGAUGGCGGCUUUGACGACGGCGGCUUUGAUUUCUAGUUGUUGUUUUUAUUUAAAUUUUGUCGUUCAAUUUCGUUUCAGAUAGAUAAUGGAUUUCUGGGUAUCUGUAAAUGGGAAGCAUGAGUAUGGCUGCGUGAUAAUUUCUUGCCAUACUAAAUAAAUUUGACGUAUUUUCCAUAUCUGAUACAAUUA
Molecule: messenger RNA, 1234 nt
Organism: Juglans regia (Persian walnut)
Lineage: Eukaryota; Viridiplantae; Streptophyta; Magnoliopsida; Fagales; Juglandaceae
Product: protein SRC2 homolog
Exons: 1
Coding region: 191-1081 (296 amino acids)
Biological process (GO): defense response
Source: RefSeq, a predicted model, not a curated record